Molecule: messenger RNA, 910 nt
Organism: Aaosphaeria arxii CBS 175.79
Lineage: Eukaryota; Fungi; Ascomycota; Dothideomycetes; Pleosporales
Product: 4-carboxymuconolactone decarboxylase-like protein
Exons: 1
Coding region: 127-717 (196 amino acids)
Molecular function (GO): peroxiredoxin activity
Source: RefSeq, a predicted model, not a curated record
GCAGUACUGAUGCUGCUAUUACUACUACACUUCCGACAUCUUAGAUCUCUCUCCCAAUUACGGCGAAUAACCCUCACGACGACCUACAAUUCUUCUGCCCACCUACACAAAACCUCUCACACAAACAUGCGUGUCCCGUACGCACCCAAGGAACCCCAAAACCCGGAGGAUGCACCUAUAUACGAACGCAUCGCCGCUCGACGUGCACCCCGUCCCCUGAUCCCUCUCGACCUCGCACUCCUGCACAAUCCCGCCGUGGCCGACGGAUGGAACUCAUUCAUCGGCGCCAUCCGGACGAAGAACAGCGUCCCAGAGUCUCUCAAAGAGCUUGCCAUCUCGCGUGUGGCCGUACACAACCAUGCGGUGCAUGAAUGGAAUAUCCACGGGGCUUUGGCACUGAAGGGCGGAAUAAGUAAAGAAGGACUUGAGACCGUUCUCUCGGCGCCUUUGGUCAAGAGAGGGGAUGAGGUCACGAAAGGCAGAGGCGGCGGGUUAAGUGAUGAGGAAUGGGCUGUUCUUGCUUAUACGGAUCAGAUGACGGUGGGCGUUCAAGUUGAUGAGGCGGUUUCACAAGGUGUUAAAGAUAUUCUGAGCGACAAGCAGGUGGUAGAGUUGACAGCUACCAUUGCGGCGUACAACUGUGUUAGCAGAUUCCUAGUUGCACUGGAUGUGGGGGAGAAUAAUGGACAUGAAAUGUUGCCUGUCAAAGAUUUGUGAAGAUUAAGAAUUCAUCACGCAAUUUUCUCUCUUUUCAAAUCCUUAUGUCAUUCCUGAUCUUAAUCUUUGGUGGUUUCUGUUUCUUUUGGAUACUAGCGGAACUCCAGCUUUUACCAUUGCUUUGUUGAUGUCACCAGAGCUGGAACGGGAAGCUCCUUCCCCAUCCGUGCUCGAAUCAACCGACACUACCCAC